Molecule: messenger RNA, 2168 nt
Organism: Ctenopharyngodon idella (grass carp)
Lineage: Eukaryota; Metazoa; Chordata; Actinopteri; Cypriniformes; Xenocyprididae
Gene: mcmdc2
Product: minichromosome maintenance domain containing 2
Exons: 14
Coding region: 144-2168 (674 amino acids)
Biological process (GO): double-strand break repair via break-induced replication
Molecular function (GO): DNA binding; ATP binding; single-stranded DNA helicase activity
Source: RefSeq, a predicted model, not a curated record
UAUUAUUAUUAUUAUUAUUAUUAUAUGUUUUCGAGGUUAGCUUGUUUCUUGAAUUACUUGUAUCACGUGUUAUACAUCUAAUUUGCAUAUAUUGAGGCCUAGCUUCCCUCCAAACUGUCGAGCCCGCGGUGCAUUUCGGAGAUAUGGAUCGUCUACUUUCUUUAAAAGAAGCAAUAGUAAUUUAUUUAGAUAGAAGUGGUGGGUUACGUAAACUCAUUGAAGACUGUAAUGUCUUUAAAGGUGCACAGCAGAUGGGGGCCGUGUAUCGGUUCAGUUUUGAUGUAAGUCCCUCAGAUGUGCUUGAACUCGACGCCACACUGGGAGACUGUAUACUACACGACCCUCUCAAAGCCGUUUCCCUCUUUCAGUCAGUUUGCUAUCUGUCUAUAAAAACUCUGUCACUUUUUGACCACGUAGAAACAGAAAGCCAGGUUAAUGUUGUUUUAAAGCCAACCCAUUUGCCACCGUUUCCCGACUAUUGUUUGGAUCUCUCUGAGUUUCCUCGUGGGUAUGGUCCAAUGAGACCUUUAGCUUUGGAGGGCCUCGUAAUUGCCAUGACACGUGUCACCAAAUACACACAAGGGGCCAGAUUUCUCUGCUCAGAAGAGACAUGUCCUUGCUCAAGAGGGUUUCAUCAUAUCAGAGUUCAUGCACCGGGUGCCACAGAGUCUGCCACGGUUAGAAGUGAUUUUACCUGCUUUCUCUGUUCUUCCCCGCUGAAAGAGGAUGUGAAGUCUCGGGUUUUAGGGGAUAAACAGCUAGUUGAGCUCAUGCAUGUAAGAGCAGUGGAUAUGUUGGGAGUUCAUGAUGCUGCUUCCUUAAGAUAUCAAUCGGUCACCCUUUUUCUGAGAGAUGAACUGUGUAACUCCAUGAGAAUCGGCCAUCUGUACCGAGUUGUGGGGAUUCCAGCUCAUGUGCACCAGUGGCCCAAUGUAACCUGGAGUGUAGAGGCUUGCAGCAUCCAACCAUGGAACCCCAAAUGCUCCUGUGUGGUUAGCAGCAACUUCCAGAACCUGCAGGCAGCCUCGGCCUGUUCCCCGUGGAGGUUCGCUGCCAUUGUAGCCAACUCAUUCGGUUCCCCAGUGAUCCCACCUGGACUCUACAACACAUUAAAGUUGGGGCUACUUCUGAGCUUGGUGCAAACUGAAGAUAAUCCAGACUCGCCCAACCACCUGGAUGUUCUGGCUCUCACCAGUGACAGUCUAAUCAUUGAUAGGUUGAUGAGAUAUAGCCUGCCGUUGGCUUCGCGAGGCAUUCAUCACGAGCUGACAGGAGAGCUGUUGGCAUCUCUAUCUAGAGAUGAACAUGGAGCAGGUACCGCCAACAUCCAUGCAGGUUCGGCUUUGUUGGCGUCGGGAGGAGUCUGUCUGCUGGGAGACCUCACAUGCUACAAGAAAGACAAGAUGGACAUGCUUCAGUCUGCUCUUGAAAGCAGAACUGUGUCUGUUUUCAUUCCUGCCAAGAAGUAUGGUGAUGAUAUGGACCAGCAGCUCUCCUUCCCCAUCCAGUGUAACUUUUGGGCCUUAGCUGAUGCUGCUUCCCCCUGCAAGAGGACAGCCAGAUGUGAUAAUGUGGUGCUUGGUUCUGUGGAAAUGGGCUCAGUUCCUCUUCAGCUUGCAGGGGCAUUUGGACUCGUAGUCCAGUGUCGAGAAACAAGCGGCAAACAUCCACUUCUGUCCAUGACAGUGCAUACCCUGAGACAGGCCAUGUGCCCAGGAGAACCCCUUUACCCAGCAUGCAUGCAGUUUACCACACAAGACUACAAAGAGCUUUUGGCUCAUGCAAGGGAACUGAAGGUGGACAUGAGUCCCGAGGCUGAAAGGAUGAUCCAUGGCUAUUACAUGGCCAGUCGCAGGGUUCGCUCUGACUCAACACAGAGAUCCUCUGUCACUUCUGUCAAACUCCUGAUUUCUCUGGCCCAGGCUCAUGCUAAACUCAGUCUGAGAACACAAGUUCUGGAGGAAGACGCAGUCAUUGCAGUACUGCUAUGCGAGAGUUCAGUCACCCUAAAACAUGGAGGCUCUGCGCUUGUUUUUCCACCCGAUGCAGUGUUUCCUUGUGCUCUCCAUGACCUGGACUCCUUGCACCAACGGGACCUUAGAUUGGAAGAAUCCCGCAAGCAGAUCUUGCAUUUUGUGCACACCUACGCAACCUGUAUAGAGGAAUGA